Caenorhabditis auriculariae is the source of this 7496-nucleotide messenger RNA. The record is from the annotation of a GenBank genome assembly. Lineage: Eukaryota; Metazoa; Nematoda; Chromadorea; Rhabditida; Rhabditidae.
AUGGUCGUCACAUCGUCGACCGUACUCAAUCUAAUUAUAAUCGUCAAAAUUGUAUACGGUAUGUUGUUCAAUGUGGUCGCAUUUGGAAUGGCUUAACAGUUCGAGCCAUUCCAAAUGCGACCAAGACGCCCAAAUAAGAGCCUAGUGAGAAUAUGGUCGAUUUACAAUGUCCUGCAUGGUCAAAAAGGAGUUUUUAAUGAGAGAAAUGCGAAGUUUGAAGCUUUCUACGCUGCGCCCGAUCAUAGAGAGCCCACAGAAGCAUACAGCAAAGCGGAAGUCGUAAAUAGUCGGGCGCAGUAGCUAAAUGUCUAGCCUUCCUUCCACAGUUCUUAGAAACAAGUUGAAUUGACUAUAAUCCUCUCAAUAAGACUUCUCGAUGCUUCUAUGCGAAAGUCGCAAAAAGUCGGGCGCAGCCGCUUCGCGACCGCAACGCAUCGAUCCAUUCCCAACUAAGUCUAUUUUCAGUUGGUUGUUUAUCGCAAAAAUAUACGAGACUGAAUAGUUCCUUUUCAAUAAGACUUGAACUCCACAGCCCUAAUCGCUUCUCGAUGCUGAUACGCGAAAGUCGCGAAAAGUCGGGCGCAGCCGCUCCGCGACCGCAACGCAUCGAUCCAUUCCCAACUAAGUCUAUUUUCAGUUGGUGGUUUAUCGCAAGAAUAUACGGGAUUGAAUAGUUCCUUUUCAAUAAGACUUGAACUCCACAGCCCUAAUCGCUUCUCGAUGCUGAUACGCGAAAGUCGCGAAAAGUCGGGCGCAGACGCUUCGCAACCGCAACGCAUUGAUCCAUUCCCAACUAAGUCUAUUUUCAGUUGGUUGUUUAUCGCAAGAAUAUACGGGACUGAAUAGUUCCUUUUCAAUAAGACUUGAACUCCACAGCCCUAAUCGCUUCUCGAUGCUGAUACGCGAAAGUCGCGAAAAGUCGGGCGCAGACGCUUCGCAACCGCAACGCAUCGAUCCAUUCCCAACUAAGUCUAUUUUCAGUUGGUUGUUUAUCGCAAGAAUAUACGGGACUGAAUAGUUCUCUGUGUUGGCACGGGGAUCCGUACCGACGCGAGUCCUACAAAGACACCAAGCAGAGUAUUUGCUCAUUUGACAUGGUGAGGGAAACUCUCUGCUUUUUACACACUGUCUCGCAAAUCGUGCCAGGACCAUUUUUUACGCAAAUUUCAAUGAUCCUUAAUACAUGGAUGAGAAAAUCUUGAAAACGGCCUCAAAACGAUUGGAAAAAUAGCAAGAUGUUUUUUAAAGAAGGGGCUGAAAAAAUAGAGUUUUACACAGUACCCGGUACACUUUGAAUGCUCCGAGGGUUGAAAAUUUGUUAGAUUUUUCAAUUUCCUUCCCGGGAAAGCCCAAUAAGUGAGAUUUCUUCAGUAAACCAUUGAUUUUUGGUGUGUGAAUCUGUGAAAACUCUUCUUAAACUUAAAAUUCAUUCACAAGAAGGCUUAAAAACGAGAUUUUCACAGUAACUAGUAGAUUUGGAACAUUUCAAGCAAUCAAAAUCUCAAUUUUUCACAGGAAGGCCUGGAAGAAGAGGGAUUCCGGCCGGCCUGUCGUUUUCGUUACUCACAUGGGACACUUUUCAACGACGCUUGCGAUAUUUGUACUAUUGAUGUGGGUUUUUGGGAUUUUCUAACGGAAAAUGAUAUUUGAAAAAUCAAUAAAAAAAUUGUAAAAAAACUGUUUUUUGAGAUAACUUCGAUUUUUUUCGAUAUUUUUUCCGAUUUUUUUCAAUUUAUUUAAUGUUGAUAGUACUCUAAAACAAAUAGAAGAACUUGUCAAAAUUUUUAAAAAAAUUCAAAAAAAUCCUCAAGAACCUUGAAAGAGACAAUAGAGGAACAGAUAAAUCUAAAAAAAGGGAGUUUUUAAAAAAAGUUAGAACAGUUAUUUUUUUGAAAAAUAAAUCAUUUUUUUCGACUUUUUUUGAAAAAUCCCCUGAUAUCAAGAUUAAAAAGUGAGAGAUUCUAUGAACUUGGGAAACCUUCCUAAUUUUUUUAAAAACCUCAAAAAAUCAUGAAAAAACCCCUAUAAUAUACAAAAAAUUGAUGAUUUUGAGCGGAAAAAGGGUAAAAUUGGAUAAUCAUCAAAAAUUUCGGUUUUCUUGAGCAUAACAACCGUAUCAAAUCUCUAAAAAGCUCAUUUCCAGCCAUCUUCCGGAGAUUUAUGCCAUUUCGACGCGGAAGCCAAUGAUUUCGAAUGCUGCUGUCGGACGCCCAAUUGCAAUAAAUAUGUAGAUUUUAGGAGAAAAUUCAAAAAAAAUGACUACUGAAUUUUUCAGAUGAUUUUUGAUUUACUACCGGGAUUCUUGAAGCCAAGCAGUGAGUUCAGAAAAAGAAGCGUGCCGCAUUUGGAAUGGCUCGAUUUGUGCCGCAUCGCGUCCGCAUCGUGCUGAACCAUUCUCAAUGCGGUCUUUUUCGGCCGGAAAUCUUGAAAGACUCUUUCCCAAAAACAUAAAAGUCCUUUUUAAGUUAACUGGUCGCAUUUGGAAUGGUUCAGCGCGUUGCGGUUGUUUCAAAAGCUUUCUCGACUGCAAAGCGACUUUCGCGCUACUAGAUGCUCUAAAUUGAGCCUCGUUGCGACCGCAACGGUUCAAGCCAUUCCAAAUGCGACCAGUAGUCGAUUUUAUGUACCUUAUUCGGGAUUUUCGGUCGGAAACCUACAAAAGAGUGAUAAUCUCUGUUUCCGAUUGAAAAAAAUAACAGCUUGAAGGUUACUGGUCGCAUUUGGAAUGGCUAGACGCGUUGCAGUUGUUUUAAAAGUGCCUCCAAAUUGAACUUCAUCGUGUCGAGCCAUUCCAAAUGCGACCAGUAGACUUUAUAUAUUUCUAACAAUCUUUUUUCACCCGAAAACCUCGGAAAAACAUGAAUUUCACUGGUCGCAUUUGGAAUGGCUUCACGCGUUGCGGUUGUUUUAAAAGUGCCUCCAAAUUAAACUGCAUCGUGUCGAGCCAUUCCAAAUGCGACCAGUAGACUUUCUUAGGACUUUUUUCAUUCAAAAACCUAGGAAAACAUGGAUUUCACUGGUCGCAUUCGAAAUGACUCAACGCGUUGCGGUUGUUCUAAAAGUGCGCCCGACUCUAAAGCGACUUUCGCGCUUCUAGAUGCUCUAAGUUGAACCGCAUCGCGUCGAGCCAUUCCAAAUGCGACCAGUAGACUUUCUUAGGACUUUUUUCCAUUCGAAAACCUCGGAAAAACAUCAAUUUAACUGGUCGCACUUGGAAUGGCUCAACGCGUUGCGGUCGCGAUGCGGUUGUUUUAAAAGUGCCUCCAAAUUGAACCGCAUCGCGUCGAGCCAUUCCAAAUGCGACCACUAGACUUUCUUAGGACUUUUUUCCAUUCGAAAACCUCGGAAAAACAUCAAUUUAACUGGUCGCAUUUGGAAUGGCUCAACGCGUUGCGGUUGUUUUAAAAAUGCCUCCAAAUUGAACUGCAUCGCGUCGAGCCAUUGCAAAUGCGACCAGUAGACUUUCUUAGGACUUUUUUCCAUGAAAACCUCGGAAAAACAUCAAUUUAAUUGGUCGCACUUUGGAAUGGCUCAACGCGUUGCGGUUGUUCUAAAAGUGCGCCCGACUCUAAAGCGACUUUCGCGCUUCUAGAUGCUCUAAGUUGAACCGCAUCGCGUCGAGUCAUUCCAAAUGCGACCAGCAGACUUCAAGCGUUUCUUAGGACUUUUUUUCCAUUCAAAAACCUCGGAAAACAUGGAUUUCACUGGUCGCAUUUGGAAUGGCUUCACGCGUUGCGGUCGCGAUGCGGUUUUUUUAAAAGUGCCUCCAAACUGAACCGCAUCGCGUCGAGCCAUUCCAAAUGCGACCACAAGACUUUCUUCGGACUUUUUUCCAUUCGAAAACCUCGGAAAAACAUCAAAUUAACUGGUCGCAUUUGGAAUGACUUCACGCGUUGCGGUCGCGAUGCGGUUGUUCUAAAAGUGCGCCCGACUCUGAAGCAACUUUCGCGCUUCUAGAUGCUCUAAGUUGAACCGCAUCGCGUCGAGCCAUUCCAAAUGCGACCAGUAGAUUUUGAAUAUUUUCUACGAUAUUUUUUUCAGUCGGAAACAUCAGCAACGCCGAAUCCGACCUGAGUUUCACUUUGCUACCACACGAUUUUUGGACAGUCCCAUUUGCUUUGGAACAGUUCCAUCAUGGUCGGUGAAUUUUAUGAUCAAAGAAAGAAAGAUUGAAGAUUUUUUUUCAGCAGACUGGUACAUUAACUCCAACAACACCUGCUUCGGGGGCGUUUUCGAUAGUUCUCAAAGUCAUUAUUGGACCUAUUUUGAAUAUGAGAAGUGCUGGAAUAUGGUGAGAUUUUUUAUAUUUCCUACAAAGAUUCUAAAAAAUGUCGUAGGUCCUCGAAAAGACUUUAUACUUUUCAAAGAAAAAUAAAAGCUCUCUGGUCGCAUUUGGAAUGGCUUAAAGUCAUCUAACACCUCACAAGCACAAAGUUUGUAUGAAGGAACUCAGGAAAGAUUCAAAUUUCUUGACUCUAUCCGUUCUAACUCUUUUCGAUGAAACUAAGAAUGGUUCGACAUGCGUCGCGGUCGCGUUGCGGUGGACAUGAUAAAUUGGAAAUUCGAAAUUUAUCAGUGUAUUCUUAUCAAUGGCUUUAUUUAAAGAUUUGAUUUUCACAAUAGGCUAAAGAAUCUGUGGUCGCACUUGGAAUGGCUCAAAACUAAAAUUACUAUAAAAUGCGUAUUUUUUGAGCGAUUCCAUAAGACGGUUAAGAUUUCGUACCAACGAAAUUUCGUAAAUAAGCAAAAAAAAGGUCGCACUGGGAAUGGCUCAACAUGCGUCGCGGUCAAAGGAAAGAGGUUAAAGCUCGAAAAAGCGGAAUUGAACAUAAGAUCCUCUGAAAAAGAAGCAAUUGCUCUACCAACUGAGCCAUUUAACUUUUCAUUUAUUUUCCAUUUUGAUAUGCGUCGCGGUCGCGUUGCGGUUUUUCUUGAUUUUCCAUAUCAAAACUGACCUGCAUAAAAUCAUCGACGGCUCGCUCUAAUGCUUCUUAAUGCUACCAAGCGGAAGUCGUUUCUCGGUCGGGCGCAAAAUUUCGAUGUAACCGCUUUGAGCCAUUCCAAGUGCGACCAACGUUGAGAGAUCCAUUCAUUUUUUCUUACACAAAUCGGAAGCCUAAUUUUCAUUCUUCAUGUCUUGAAAAAAGUCUGAAAUGUCUGCACUCUUUUCUGUUCGUAUCCCUCGUCAGGAGAGAGAACGAGAGAGCCCAGACAUGUCAGACAGUACCAAGGAUGAUUUCAGGAUCCGACAGAAAGUUACUGUAGCGCAUACUCCAGCGAAGGCGGCGACGAGAAUUUCCUCCACAUCCGACUUGGCUGCGAUGAAGACUGCGCUAGUGAGUUUUGAAAAGUUAGGAACUGUCUGACUUGUCUGCGCUCUCUUUGCCUGGCGGCUCUCUCGUUUUAACUCCUCAGACUCUGCUAAUGUUGACCUAAGGUAUCUUUCCGGAGAAAUUGACCAUUAAGCAGUCACUUAAGUGACUUUAGGAGCUCCUUAAAAUUACAGAAGAUCUAGCGAGAGAAAAGAGAGCGCAGACGAGUCAGAUUUUUCCAAAUUCAAAUGUUCCAGAAGUCAUGAAAAACAAGAAAAAAUCGUAUCAUUGUUGGGACCAAGUCGGGGAAAAGAGAAAGAGGAAAUGCUGCUGCUCCGGCUUCAAUUGCAAUUCGGAGGUUCGUUUAUUUUUUUUUGAACAUCAAGUGCGCUCUAUUGAGAAAAAUACCUAUUUUUGAGAUUUUUCAGAGAGAAUCUCAAAAACAAAUUCUAUUUUUCAGCUAUAUUUGAAAGAAGGUUUCUACGGAGCAAUGGUCAGGCAUCGGGCGCAUAAAGAAAACUGUGAGCUUUGAAAUUUUUGAAGCGUUGCGGUCGCGUCGCGGCUUGAUAACAUUUUUUUAAAAAUUAAAUCCAAACUUCAAUGCGUCGCUUGUUGAAUCGAGGUGACGUCAUCAAAAAUAAUUCUCUUCUAAAGACUUCCAGUUUUAUCUGACGUCACUCAAAUGUCUUUUUAAAUUAUGACGUCAUUUUCCAAAAUUCCAAGACCUGAAAUGAUGCCACCAAGUGAAACAGGUGAAAUCAGAAGCACUGCGGUCUCGUCGCGGCUUUUGAUGACGUCAUUCCUACAAAUGCUUUCCCUGUCUGACUUUUGAUGACGUCACAAAGUCUUGGGAGCUGCGAAUAGGUUUUCUGAAAUAUUUGAAGCGCUGCGAUCGAGUCGCGCUUUUGAUGACGUCAUUUUUACAAAAAUGCUUUCCCUAUCUGCUUCUUGGUGACUUCAUCAAGUCUCGAAAGCUGCGAAUAUGUUUUCUGAAAUUUCUCAAGCGUUGCGGUCACGUCGCGGCUUUGAAUGACGUCAUUUUUACAAAAACGCUUUCCUUGUCUGAUUCUUGAUGACGUCAUGGAGUCUUGGGAGCUGCUAAUUUGUUUGCAGCAAUUUCUGAAGCGCUGCGGUCGCGUCCGUCGCGGCUUUUGAUGACGUCAUUUUUUAAAAUUCUCUCCGUCUUCUUGAUGACGUCAUCAAGUCUUGGGAGCUGCAAGUUUUUCUCAGCGCGCGUUCCUUGAUGACGUCACUCCCAAUCGAGAGCCAUUUUCAGAUCUCACGAACCAUCUCAACGAACGUGAUCGUACAAGACACGAUUUCCAGCACUACGUGAUCAGCAAGAGAGUUUUUGGUGGGUUCUGAUCAAAUCAAUUAUUAAUUAUUCAUCAAUCAAUCAGAUGGUCUCUGUUUGACGUUCUGUAUCUUGAUUUUGACGGCAGUCCUAAUGAUGUACACGACGGUCCGUCCGGUCAGAAUCGAAAAAAGGGAACAAUCAUCGGUCAACGAGCCGGUGAGUAUUGCCAGACUCGUAGGCGGUCGCGUCGCGGCUUUUUUUGGUGACGUCAUUGAUUGGAACGGUAGAGAAAACAGAUUUGCAGCUACCCUUUUAGUGACGUCAUUCAUGGGAAAUGUUGAGAAAAUGAAUUUGCAGCUCCCAAGAAGAGGAAAAUUUUUGGCCUUUUUGGAAAAAUAUGGAACAGAGAGCUUAAGAAAAAAUUUUACUAAAAAAAUUCUGAAUUUCUAUUUUUUAAUAUUGCCAGACGCGUCGCGGCUUUGUGACGUCAUAAUAGGCUUAAAAUUUUUUUUCCCGAAAUUUUUCACAUGUAGCUUUGUCAUCAGGGGAAAUAUUCGAAAGCGCUGCGAAUUCUGUCAGACGCGAACGCGGUCGCGUCGCGGCUUAGACCAUUUUUCAAAAAACUAAGUACCUCUGUUUGCCCCUGUAGAGCUUGAGUACUUGAAGUUGAGUAGUCGUUUUCAUCUUGAGUUCCUUUGGAGGCGUUCGCGGUUCCUAUGACGUCAGACGCUUAAAAAGUAUCCACGACCUUCGGAGUUACCUGUAGAGUUUACCAUUGCUUUACGGACUUUUUAAAUUUUUCAGACGCGCGUGCGGUCCAAGUAUCUCAUUUAUUGGGCUCAUUUUUUCAGAGCUUCGAAAUACUCGCAAGAAGCGCCGAAGGUUGA